AGGAUACCAUUAUGCUGCAACGGCCGCGGUUGUUUUUAAAAGUCCGGAAUGAUAUUCUUCGAAUUUUGAUGUAACAAAGCAGGGGUUUGGUUGUCAUAAAUUGCAAAUGGAGUCAGACAAGCUCAUCAUCAGGAGUAAAACUCCUGACGGAGUUGUAAGUUUCGAUGAAUAUGGCUUUGCUGUGUUUGCAGAAGAUCAAGCGGACAUUGAGCGCAGUCACCACUACACUAGCAGUUUGCAGAAUCUCUCUGCUGAGCACGUGCUAACAUGGGAGAGAUAUAUCACAGAAUGGCCAAACUCUUACACCAACUCCCCCAACAAGCUUCGAUACCUGCUACGGAAAGGCUUGCCCAGAACUCUGAGACCAGUCCUUUGGAGUAAGCUGCUAGGAUGCGAGCAACAGCAGAAGACGUCGUCGUUCAGUUACUCGGAGUGCAUACGGGCCUUACGCUCCCAGAUGGUUGACUUGGGUAUCAGCGAGUACUGCUUCCGCCCCCAUCACCGCACCCCUCUUGACGAGGAGGAGGAGGAGAAUGAUCCCGGUAGAAGAGAGGAGACAGAUCGGCAUCAGCCAGCCGAGAUGAAGCAUCUUAUCCCGCUGCAGAUCCUCAGACAGAUUGUUGUUGAUCUGGAGCGAACCUUCCCUACACACCGUCUCCUCAUGGGAUCAAAACCUGAAGCAAAGGAAGGCCGUGCAUCUCUCUUCAGGCUUCUCAGUGUAUACGCUCUUUAUAAUCCAACAGUGGGAUAUUGCCAAGGAAUGUCUUAUCUGGUAGGCAUGCUCCUAAUGGUGAUGGACGACGAAGAAGAUGUCUUCUGGGCGAUGGUGGCGCUCUUCGAGAAACCAAAGUUUCUUGCUGGUUACUUUGACAAGAAUCUUAAAAGAAUCCAGAGCCACGCUUCUUUAUUCCACAAGCUUCUUCGACAGCGCUUCCCAAAAGUAGCCAAACAUUUUGAUUCGCUUGGUGUUCAGCCUCUGAUGUACGUCACACCAUGGUUCAUGUGCCUGUAUACGUCACUACCGUGCUGGGAUACCGUACUAGCGAUAUGGGAUCUCAUCUUACUCGAUGGAGUAACCACCAUAUUCCGAGUUGGUCUCUCUAUGAUUGACAUCCAUCAAGAUAUAAUUCUCUCAAACACAGACCUCACAAAGAUAUUACCUCCACUACUACAUCCCAGACCUGAAAUGGUGUAUCAUGAAAUCCUCAUACCAGCUGUGUGGAAGACGAAUGUGGAGAAAUGGGAGAUCGAGACACUCCAGGCCAUAGUAGCUGAAGAGGAAGACCCAGUACACUCAGGAUUGAAAAGAAGACAUCAGACAGAAAAAUUGUGUGGAGAUGUGUCACAGGAUAGCAAGCGAAUGAAAUUAGAAGAAAAACCUAAACCAGCGCCAACCAACAGCUUCUUCCAGCGAGUCAUCAAUAUCUUCACCCCUCGCAACCAGAGAGAUAACGAGCUUCAGGGUCAAGGGACUUCAGUUACAACGUCCCAAGAUCAAAAUCGCCGCGACACGAGACAGAGCCAACGUCUGACCCAGAAAGGACCAGGGGCAGCACGACUCGCAAGGCAUCGGACAAGUUCCAGGGUCAGAGAGCUGGCAGAGUUAAGGUCAACUCCAGGAAAAGGGCUCAAAGAAUGUAGGGAAUUGAAUACUUUAGCUUCAGAGGAUCUGGUGUCUCCAAGGUUUGGCAUGGAGCUUGGUCCAAUGGGUGAAGCAAGUGGAGCAUCUAGAAGAAAUACCAGAUCAGGAUUUACUACACUAGGGUGCAGUCAUACAGGAAAGGAAGGUUCCUGUGCAGAUGCCCAACCGUUGGGUCGAAGACGUACACCUAAGAAAGUUACCAUUGAAGAGAACGAGGUAGUCUUCAAAGGACACAGACAAGUUCCACUCACACCAAGGUCAGCUGGACGAAGCAAGAUGUUUGGUCGUCUCCACGCAAAGGUGUUCGGUAGCGAAGAGCCUCAAAGAUCAACGCUUUCCCAUCCGCUUGAGGAUUUGGCCAAGGCAUCGCCUGAACGCAGGAGAACCCCUACCAAAGCUAGACGUGGUCUUGGGAAGUCGCCAAAUCAACGACAGAGGACAUCCCCAAGGGUGGUGUCCUCUAGAUCUCAAAGACAGCCACCGCGCAGUGGCUGGCUGUCCCCCUACUGCAAGCAGUACAUGGUGAAUCCAUCUCUUCCGCCCAAAACCCAAUCACCACCAAAGGCAUCCCAGAAAUCCUCAAAGGCCUCCCAGCAAUCCUCAAAGGCCAGCCAUCUUAGCCCACCAAGAAGUGCAACGCCGGACUUCGACUUCUUCCACCUGGAAAGUCCCAUUCGAAGCUCGGUUGGCAACAAAGAGAAUAGUCCAAGCAAAGCCUUCCAAUUAGAUGGCCAAAUAAAAGCGGCGCCCUCGAUAGACAGCCUGGAAUCCACUCCGGAUGGUGUCCUCUCUGUUCUUGGUGAUACCAGCUCACAAGCUUGGAGAGAAAUAAGAUACUCCACUCUGAAUGAAAACAACAACUCAUUGUUCAAGACCCCUUCACACCCGAUGCAUCUCAGACCCAAGCAUUUCACACCAGGGAUGUACAGUGCCAAAACACCUAAGAGUGAAGAGCGCCACCUACUGGCCUGGGAGAACCCAAUGAAUAUGCCAUCAGCCAGGCGGCUGGUUUGUAGAUCUGCUAAAGCUCAGCAUUCCUUCAAGAUGUUUCACACACCGACCCCACUUCGACAAUCAAAGGUAGGCAUAAUGAACUUGUGUCUUGAAUGUAUCCAACAGCUAGUAGUCAAGGCUUCACAUGUUUAAUAAGAUGUUAGAUAUCCAAUUGAAACGGGUGUUAAUACUUUACCCUUUUUGGGGCCUGUGAUGGUUUCAGGAAACAAAUCCUGCAUUGAAAUAUGAUGGGACCCACACCCAUUUAAGACAAAGUAGCUGCAAAUAUCAUGGUAGGCCUACAAGAUAAGAAAUUUCAUAAGACAAAAAGCUUUCAGAAAAUGAAACACAAAGAAAGUGCAUAUCACAACACUGUUAAACGACUAGGUUCUAACGUCUUGGUCUGAAAAAUGGGAUACAAAUUCCAUAAAUUUCUAUUUUGUCAGAAAAAUGAUUGUACUUGCGUAUUCCUUUUAUCAUCAGGUACAAUAUUUAAAACACGCUUACACAGUAUGUCUAAAAUAUGUCCAGUCAUCUCUAACAAUAAAGGGACUUGGAGAUGCCCAUUUUUACGAGUUUGACAUGUCUUAUUCGUGAAUGAACAUGAAUAAUAAAACGGACAUGUACAAGUUUUAUCAUCUAAUCAAGAGUAUUUUUGCAUGUAUCUUAGUAAAAAUAAAAUGAAUCUUAGUCUCAAAACCUAUUUUGCAGGUGAACCAAAUCAUAUACAUGUAGUUCAAAUGCACUUUUUAUAUCAGUAGGCGUGAAUCCACUUGUCACCCUAUCUCAGUCACUACCAGACCAUCUUUUCCGACAUUCUGAAAAGGGGAGCAAACAUGGCUUUAUCGCUUCCCAACAAACACUCUUUAAGUCAAGUCAACAGACGCAGAAUUGGACAAAUACUGCCGAAAAUGCUCCCAAAAUUGAUACAUUUAUGGUGAAUCUGGUCUCGUUUGGAGUUCAUAUUUGUAUACCAAGUGGUGAAUGUCUCUCUCAUAGUUUACUGGAAAUCUUGGCUUUGUUGGGAAGUAAAUGUGUAAGCGGCUUUUCAGUCUUGUUUUUGUAUGGUCUGGGCUUUUCUCUUUUCACAUUGAAAGGGAAUGAAUAGGUUUUGUACACACGCAUGUGAUCCCGAAUGAACUUUUUGCUUUUAUGUGCUUUAUGGUCUGAUUCACACAAAAUUUUAUUGAUUUUUUUUUUUACUGAAAUAACCUGUUUCUUCUUUUCUCUGUGCAACUUUGUUCCUUCUUGCUUUUGUUCAUUCCGUAUACUCUGGUCAUUGUCAAAUAUUUAGCACCAGAAGAACUAUCCAGUAAAAUGAAGACAUUUUAGUUUAUUUCCUAAGCAUUAACUCUAAGUUGAAUUAAGUCAAUUUGGUCUCUCUCUCUCUUUUAAUUAACUUACAUUCUUUCUUCAGAACCAGUCCUCUUCUUGUGCCCCCAUUUCUCUCCAAUGACCUUCCUUGUCCUAUUCCCCUGUCACAUUUAUAUUCUUUAUAUCUUUCUUUAGCCUAAACACUACUCUGAAUGGCCAAGUGAAUUUACUAAACCAUUUUUUUUUUUGUUCUUUUCUUUUUAAAAAGGCACAAUAGUUCAAAGCAUCUAUGAUACUAAUUAAUUUUCAACAUACACGGAGAGGUAACACCUGGAAAAGCUUCUAAAUUAUUGUAUUCUCCAGAACUCCAUUUUCAAAGUAAACAUUCUCGUAAACUCUUACAAGAAAUUUUUACAAAAGUGUAUUCUUUAGAACUCCAUUCUAAAGUAAAUAUGCUCCUAAACUCUUACAAGAAAGUUUCCAAACGUGUAUUCUUCAUAGCUCCACUCUGAAUUAAACAAACUCCCAAACUCUUUCAGGAAAGCUUCCAAAAUUGUAUCCUUCGGAACUCUGUGAUGUUAAAAUUCCCCUAAACUCUUAACAGGAAAGUUUCCAAAAUUGUAUCCUCCAGAACUCUACUCUCGGAAUUCUCACUAUCAUUGUUACUUUGUAGCAUUAUAUGUAACUUGCCCUAAUUGGUGCUGCCUUAAAGGGAGUUCCAUAAUUGAAUGAUAAUAUUUGAACGUUCCAAAAAAAUUACAGGCAACAACAUUGGGCAUGCAGGUGUCCAAAUGCUUGUAAAGGGUAGAAAAUCAUCUCAUAAAUUUGAUGAAAACACGAGCGUUUUAUUAUAUUAGCGUCUUUAAAACAUCAUUAUGAAAACAUGAACCUGGGGGCCUCUUUCUUGAAGGCUCAGCCAUAUCUGAUGAGGAGCUAGUCUAACGUUGAAGAAAAAUAUUAUUUUGAAGGGUAGAAAACAGAACUGAAUUUCAUGUAGAUGUUCUAUUCAACAGUAAACUGCAUGAAAUUCUUCUUUUUGUAGUAUCAGGUUUAUUUUGCUUUCUUUGUUUGUGAAUUUAUUGUUUUUUAUCAUACUUCUGAAAACUUCAUUGUCCUGUUGUAGUUGCAGACACUUUUUUUUAAAGCUAAUGGCAUUACCCCCCCCCUCAAUGCCUUUGCAAAACUUUCAUAAUAAUCGUUUAUCCUGGUUACGGUUUCCCCUAUCUCUCUCUCUCUCUCUCUCUCUUUUCAAAGAAAUAGUUUC
This is a messenger RNA of Lytechinus pictus (painted urchin), 5213 nucleotides long. RefSeq lists its product as uncharacterized. The record is from RefSeq and is a predicted model, not a curated record. The transcript is spliced from 13 exons. The coding region runs from base 107 to 2788 and encodes 893 amino acids. Lineage: Eukaryota; Metazoa; Echinodermata; Echinoidea; Temnopleuroida; Toxopneustidae.